AGAGUAUGUCAGGAUGUGUGCUUGCCCCCGAUUGGACAAAGGUGGAAAGUAUGUGUACCCCUUGUGAGGUUUGCCUUUCUUCAUAAACCUCCGAUUAAUGUACUUUGGUGACAUACUCCAGGAAUCCCAAGGAUGGACCUGGCCAGGGCUCAUUGUCUUAGCCAGCAUUGCUUGCUUCAAAUUUGGUUCAAAAAAUUGUGGUAGUGUUUUUACUCUCACCCAAUGGGAUCAACACUUCCACAUCUCUCCUCCCUCUCCCUCUCCCUCUCAUACACACACACACACACACACACACACACACACACACACACACUUCCUAGCUGCUUAUGAAGUGAGCGACAGGUUCCAGAUGUAUAAGCUACAUCUUCUCUACAUGAGACCUGAAGGUAAUCGGAGGAGGGACUCAGAGAGUCCUUUGGCACACUAACCUCAGGUCGGCGGAUUCAGACCAGAGCCUCAGCAGCAUUGUUUUCAGCUGCUCACAGCACCCCUGAAGACAAAGCCACUGGAUUCAGUGGUCCCUCCGGAAGGCCAGUCAUUUCCUGAGGAGAUAUCAGGCCAGCCCAGACCUCAUUGUUCUUGGUUUCCAGCUAUGGCCGCCAUUACCUGACAAGUACCAGAGCUGGUCUCUGUGCGCCUGGAGAAGUUGUCAGAGUUGUUUCUGCUUUUCACACUGCAGGCUUCUGGUCUGUGGCAGGGAAGAUCUUGAGUUCUGCCCCCGAGGCAUGGCCGGAAGGCAGAACUAGCUAGCUGUGUGCCUAAAUCUGCAGGCGUCUCUCAGGAUUCAGCUGAGGUGGGCCUCAGUCCACAGACAAGAUGCUCGUGGCUCUGGUGCUCACACUGAUGCUCCAUGCUAGCCUCCAGGCUCAGGAAAACUCCUUCACCAUCAACAGCAUCCAGAUGGAGAGCCUGCCGUCCUGGGAGGUGGCGAAUGGGCACAGACUGACCCUGCAGUGCCUCGUGGAUAUCAGCACCACCUCGAAAAUCAGGCCUCAGCACCGGGUGCGGUUCUAUAAGGACGAUGUGCUAGUGUACAAUGUCUCCUCCAGGGAGCACACGGAGAGCUACGUCAUUCCUCAGGCACGGGUCUUCCACUCGGGGAAGUACAAAUGCACCGUGAUCCUGAACAACAAGGAAAAAACCACGAUUGAGCACGAGCUCAAGGUGCAUGGCGUAUCUAAGCCCACGGUGACACUGGACAAAAAGGAGGUGACAGAAGGCGGGGUUGUGACAGUCAAUUGUUCCAUGCAAGAAGAAGAGCCACCAUUUUUUUUUAAAAUUGAAAAAGUAGAACUGAAGUCAAAAUUUCAAGUCGUCAAGACAAAGAGAGAGAAGUCCACCAACCAGAACUUUGUGCUCAUGGAAUUCCCCAUUGAGGAGCAAGACUACGUAUUAGUGUUUCGCUGCCAAGCUGGGGUCCUGUCUGGAAUCAAAGUGCAGGACUCAGAAUUCGUCAGGAGUGAACACGUCACCGUGCAGGAGUCCUUCUCUACUCCCAAGUUUCAAAUCGAGCCUUCUGGGAUGAUCAUAGAAGGAGACCAGCUCCACAUUAAAUGCAUAGUUCAAGUGACACACUUGGUCCAGGAAUAUCCAGAAAUUAUAAUCCAAAAAGACAAGGCGAUCGUAGCCACCUCCAAGCAAGGCAGUGAAGCUGUCUACUCAGUCAUGGCCAUGGUAGAGUACAGUGGACACUACACCUGCAAAGUGGAAUCCAACCGCAUCUCCAAAGCCAGUAGCAUCAUGGUCAACAUAACAGAGCUGUUUCCCAAGCCGAAGCUAGAAUUCUCCUCCAGCCGUCUGGACCAAGGGGAAAUGUUGGACCUGUCCUGCUCUGUCUCCGGCACGCCGUUAGCCAACUUCACCAUCCAGAAGGAAGAGACGGUCUUGUCGCAGUAUCAGAAUUUCAGCAAGAUCGCUGAGGAGAGGGACAGCGGGGAGUACAGCUGUACUGCAGGCAUCGGCAAAGUGGUCAAGAGAAGUGGCUUGGUACCGAUCCAGGUGUGCGAAAUGCUCUCUAAGCCCAGGAUUUUUCAUGAUGCCACGUCGGAGAUCAUAAAAGGACAUACCAUAGGCAUUGGCUGCCAGUCGGAAAAUGGAACCGCACCCAUCUCUUACCACCUUAUAAAAGCAAAGAGCAACUUCAAGACUCUCGAGAUGACCUCCAAUGACCCAGCGACAUUCACGGAUAAGCCCACCAGAGACGUGGAAUACCAGUGUGUAGCGGAUAACUGCCACUCCCACCCUGAGGUGCGCAGUGAGAUCCUGAGGGUCAAGGUGAUAGCCCCAGUGGAUGAAGUUAUGAUUUCCAUCCUGUCGAGUAACAAAGUACAGUCUGGAAGUGAAAUGGUGCUUCGGUGCUCUGUGAAAGAGGGGACUGGCCCAAUCACGUUUCAGUUUUACAAAGAAAAGGAGGUCAGACCCUUCCACCAAGACAUCGUGAAUGACACACAAGCGUUUUGGCACAACAAACAAGCUAGCAAGGAGCAGGAAGGACAGUACUAUUGUACAGCCUCCAACAGAGCCAGCAUUAUGGGGACCAGUCCCCGAAGCAGCACUCUGACAGUCAGAGUCUUUCUUGCCCCGUGGAAGAAAGGGCUCAUUGCGGUGGUCGUCAUUGGAGUGGUCAUCGCCACCUUGAUAGUUGCAGCCAAAUGCUACUUCCUGAGGAAAGCCAAGGCCAAACAGAAACCCGUGGAGAUGUCCAGGCCAGCAGUUCCGCUUCUGAACUCCAACAGUGAGAAGGUUUCUGAGCCCAAUGUGGAAGCCAACAGUCAUUACGGUUAUGAUGAUGUUCCUGGAAACGAUGCAAUAAAACCCAUAAAUCAAAAUAAAGACUCCCAGAACAUGGAUGUAGAAUACACAGAAGUCGAAGUGUCCUCCCUUGAGCCUCACCAAGCUCUGGAAACAAGAGCCACAGAGACGGUGUACAGUGAAAUCCGGAAGGUCGACCCUAAUUUCAUGGAAAACAGAUACUCAAGAACGGAAGGCUCCCUUGAUGGAACUUAAGGGGACUUAAGACAGCCAAGGCAGGUGCACGUCCCUGGGAGGUCGUCCACCCCCCCUCCGAGAAGAGCAGCCGAUUCCUGGAUUGCAAGAGUCCUGUGCACUUAUUUAUGAACCAGCCCUGUCCCCACCGAAAGUAGCAAUCCUUCAGGACAAGCCAUCCAAUUUUAAACCCCCCCUGCCUUGUUAAUUUGGGUAUACAGAGAAUCAGAGGCGCUGUUUAAUAGCCAGCCUGAUCUGUCUUCCUUGUGUUUUGGGAGGUGAAAGGAGGUUCCAGGAGAAUAAUGCCCUGGAGUAUUUUGAGGCUCAAAUGUUGUGUCUCGGAUAGACAGAGUGCUUCUUCGUGGGUCCUCCUGUGCAGAAGCCACUUUCUGCUCUGUCGUCAAUCACUGGGUUAGGUUUUUUUUGUUGUUGUUUUGUUUUGUUUCUGUUGUUCUUUUUCUUUCUGGGCUGAUCUUAAUCUUUGGAGGUAUACAGUGCCGCUCAGGUUUGCCUGGUCCCCUGUGUGGCCUCCUCAGGAAGGAAGACCAGCUGGCUGGGAGCAAUGCCCGUGGAAUGACCACUCGAAGACAGGCCUCCAGCCAGCAAUGGCAAAACUAGAGACUGGAGCGAGCGCUUAAAGUGUUUCCUUAGAUCUUUCUUUUUCACUCCCUGCUGAAGGCCCAAAGAAAUGGUUGGCUACAGCAACUGUUUUUUUUGUUUUUGUUUUUAAAUAGUAAAAGGAAAUGUGUACUUUUAUCACUAAUUUUUCUUUAUUUAUUCCCUGCUAAAGAAACCGUCUCCUGAGGUCUGAGCUCUCCUGAGGGUGGGCUUGAGCGAGUGAGCAGGAGCUGCCAACAUUUUCCCGUGGAAUAUUGUAACUAACCCUCCUGGCCUCCCCUGUUUGCCUCAGCCACCUGGCUACAGGGCCCCUGAGGGGAGUUGUAUUAAAUAAAAAGUGAUUUUUACUCUUCA
Molecule: messenger RNA, 3957 nt
Organism: Mastomys coucha (southern multimammate mouse)
Lineage: Eukaryota; Metazoa; Chordata; Mammalia; Rodentia; Muridae
Gene: Pecam1
Product: platelet and endothelial cell adhesion molecule 1
Exons: 17
Coding region: 817-3006 (729 amino acids)
Biological process (GO): cell surface receptor signaling pathway
Molecular function (GO): transmembrane signaling receptor activity
Source: RefSeq, a predicted model, not a curated record